Molecule: messenger RNA, 2376 nt
Organism: Papilio machaon (common yellow swallowtail)
Lineage: Eukaryota; Metazoa; Arthropoda; Insecta; Lepidoptera; Papilionidae
Product: pyridoxal-dependent decarboxylase domain-containing protein 1
Exons: 16
Coding region: 68-2236 (722 amino acids)
Cellular component (GO): intracellular membrane-bounded organelle
Source: RefSeq, a predicted model, not a curated record
AACAGUGACGUGACGUUUACAAAUUCUUGUUGGUGUGUCGUAAACUGCGAAAAAUUCGCCACGCAGAAUGGGAGACACGCCAGCUUCAGAAUUGGAGUCCAAUAAAGAAAGCCCUAAGGUCGAGAACAACACUGAGCUGGACCGGCGUCCCUUCGGUGGGUUGGAGUUUCAAGUAUCAGAAGUAGUAGGAAGACUAGAAGCCUUAGUGAAUGCUCAAGAUGCACCGGAAGAGGAGAAAAAGCCGGAACCGCGUAAGAUGAGCUCUGGUUUCUUCGAACCUGAAGAAAGUUCUAUGGAUGAGAUUCUAAAGGUUUUAGAGGAUUUGGUGAUAAAAACUGACCCUAAUUCUGAAUGUAUGGAUCCUCCAUUGUUACCUACGGAUGCGGUGACGCGCGCGGCCAUUCUUUCACACAGUAUAUCUGCAUUAUUUGCAAGAUUAGAGAGAUCUCAUGCUAUGAGACUAGGAGCUCAUAUUGCCAGUGAAACCACACGUUGGAUGGCACAUAUGUUCAGAUUGGCAGAUUACAAUGCAUUCUAUCAUCAAGACAACAUGGAAGGCCUGGUGAGAGUCACGAGGAUGUUGCUUCACCACAGAUAUCCAAGAUAUUUAGAAGAUGGAGCAUUGGCAUUCAGCAAUCGCUUGCCUUCAAUAUACAGCUGUGUGGCAAGUCCUUUAGUUAUAGUUCAACACUUGUGCAGACAGCUCAGUCUGCCUCUCGCCUGUGUACGUCCUGUACCUGUUCAUCCCUCAGGUCGAGGUAUGGAUAUUGAAGCGUUAGAACGUCUUUGUGAGGAAGACAUAGCGGCGAACAGGACUCCGCUGUUAGUGCUAGGUGAGGCUGGCGGGGCUCCACUGGGCUGUGGGACUCCACUGCACCCGUUGAGCGCGCUCUGCCGAGCUCAUAAUAUACAUUUACAUGUACGAGGACAUGCAUUAGCUUUACCGGCCGCUACUGCCACUGAGGAGAGUUACAGUGUCCCGGAUUCAGUGGCGCUGACGCCAGGACCGUGGUUUGGAAUUCCAGGAUUACCGACAGUUACAUUUUAUAAGAUCCCAGAAGCGGUCACUGUUAAUGAGCAUUCAAAAUCUGUUAGCACAUCUGUGGGUAGGGAGGGUGCGCUGGCGGCGCUGGCGGGGCUGUGCGGGGGAGCGCGGCUGCCGGCACUGCCGCUGUGGGCUGCGGCGCGCGCUGGGGGAGCUCGUCGCCUGGCUCGGAGGCUGCACGCCGCCUUCCGCUCAGCUCAGGCUGUCCGCGCUAUCGUCGCCGGCGCCGGACUCAGGAUACUGAGUGAAAGACCUGGCGGUGAUGAACCACCGAAUGUCGGCAUUGUUGAUGCGAUAAGUCAGGCGUCCGCGUGCGUGGCGUUCCAGUUCGCACCGGGCGUGGGCGGGACAGAGAAGCCCCCGCCCUACUACGACAAACUCAACUCCUGGCUCGGACAGGUGCUGCAGCGGGAAGCUGACAUGAUAACUAUCGAGGUGUGUGAGAGUGAAUGUUACGGUAUCGUACUCCGCUACUGCCCGCUGGAGGGACACUUGGUGGAGGAGACGCAGCUGGAGACGUGGGCAGGUGUGCUGGACGCGCAGCUGCAGGUGUUGCACGCGACAGUCGCGCUGCGGGAACCAUUCCAGCAGCGCGUGCAGCAGCAUCCCUGUCUGCGUCUCGUGCACGUGCCCGGCUGGGCCGGUCUAGGCGGGGUGAGGUACGUAGGCGCGGGUCGUGAGGGCGCGAGUGCGGAGGAGCUGAAUGCACUAAACCGUCAGCUGGUGGACACGCUCAGACUCACCGAUGGCGCCUUCUCCUGCGGCGAUGGUGACGAUGGCAUGGACUGCAUCAGAUUCGGUAUGGUGACUGCUGACACGGAUGUGGACGAGCUGCUGGAGCUGGUGGUGGCGGCUGGUACAGAUGUGGAGGACAACUCUCGCGCUCUCACAGACAUGACUGAAGUACUCAAAAAGGGUAUAGAGGAGGCUCAGGCGGAGCUGGAGCGUGAUGCAUGGCAGGAGGGUCUACUGCGACGUGUGCCUGUAGUGGGGCGGGUGGUGAGCUGGUGGGCACCCCCCGCACCCCCCACCGGCCGCCGUCUGCUGCUCACACACGGCACACUGCAGCCCACCACCGAUAUAUACAGAUAUGUUUUAAAGAAAGAUAAAGGUGAAGAGGAACCUGCGCGGGCUCAUUCUCCGGCCAGACAACAUGAGCCCUCUAUUAAAGAGGGUCGUUCUGCUGAUUAGCUCAGAAUACACUGGUCAAUGCUAUAAGUAUUAUAAUGUUUUACCGUGCGUCUCCACUGUCGCAAAAUCUAUAUUGUCUCAAAGGAUGGGAAGGGAAUAUAUAGGAAAGGGAAAUAUCCUUUUUGUGUAUUUCUUUUUUG